AUGACUUACACUUCUAAUGACACAUAUUUUUGGCAAUGCCCUGAAUGUAAGCCUAAACGAGGUAAUGCUGAUAAUACUCCAGUAUGUUCAGGAAACUCAACAUCAAAAUUACCAGAUGAAGACAACAUCACCCGCCGCAAAAAAGAAUCUAUGAAAUUCAUGAACGAACAGUAUGAGGAUAUAAAAUCGGAGAUAAGAACCAAAUUUAAGGCAUUCGAAAUUUUAAAUAAGGAAAAUGAGCAACUAAAAGUGACUAUUCAAGAUCUGGAUAUGCGUCUCAAUGUCAUGGAACAACAGUCUAGAGCAUGCAAUAUUGAACUACAAUGUUUGCCAGAACACAAGAACGAGAACCUGAUAAAUACAAUAAUGCAGUUAAGCAGAGUUAUAUCAUGCAACAUAACUGAAGAUAAUAUUCAUAAUGUUACGCGCAUCGCGAAACAAAAUCCCAAUAGCUCACGGCCAAAGUCCAUCAUCGUACAAUUUAAUAGUCCAAGAACUCGCGACACGUUCCUAGCGGCAUCUAUAAAAUACAACAAAAAUAACCCAGAUGACAAACUCAACAGUAAACUUUUGGGUAUUGGAGGUCUGAAGCAGAACAUUUAUGUUGUUGAACAUCUGUCACCAAAGAAUAAGAUGCUUCAUGCUGCAGCUAAGCAGAAAGCAAAACUGAAAGGGUAUCGUUACGUCUGGGUCCGUAAUGGAAGAAUUUUCAUGAGAAAAUCUGAUAACUGUGAAUACAAGCACAUUAAAGAUAUGGCUUCUUUAGAUAAAAUUGAUUAA
Messenger RNA from Vanessa atalanta (red admiral), 780 nucleotides. RefSeq lists its product as uncharacterized. The transcript is spliced from 2 exons. The coding region runs from base 1 to 780 and encodes 259 amino acids. NCBI's taxonomy places the organism in Eukaryota, Metazoa, Arthropoda, Insecta, Lepidoptera, Nymphalidae. The record is from RefSeq and is a predicted model, not a curated record.